Messenger RNA from Wyeomyia smithii (pitcher-plant mosquito), 855 nucleotides. RefSeq lists its product as uncharacterized. Gene Ontology annotation, molecular function: nucleic acid binding. The record is from RefSeq and is a predicted model, not a curated record. NCBI's taxonomy places the organism in Eukaryota, Metazoa, Arthropoda, Insecta, Diptera, Culicidae. The transcript has a single exon. Bases 1 to 855 code for a protein of 284 amino acids. Gene Ontology annotation, biological process: DNA integration.
AUGGCUUUGAAGUGGGAAGAGAUUGUACGCGCUAGUAGAGAUGAUGUAGAAAUACGACAGGUAAUUGAAGCCCUGGAAUCCGAAUCUGAGGAUGACAUGCCUCUGUUAUUUAUAGUUAUAGUAACCGAACUUUGUCAGUUGGAUGAUGUGUUAUUGAGGAUAGACCGGAUUGUAGUUCCUGAAAGUCUGCGACAGCCAGUUCUACAGAUAGUCCAUGAGGGACAUCCGGGUGUUCGAAUCAGGAAGAGUCACCUACGAACGAAUGUGUGGUGGCCUAAAAUGGACCAGCAUGUCGAAACGUAUGUGAAAGCAUGCCGUGGAUGUGCAUUAGUUGCCACUCCCAAUCUAUCAGAACCGACGGUUAGAAAGAGCCUUCCCUCCGCCCCUUGGGAACAAAUUGCUGUGGACUUUCUAGGUCCGCUUCCGGACGGCGAGAAUUUGCUGGUUUGCAUUGACUUUUACAGUAGAUUCAUAGAAGUCGUCGAAAUGGAUAAUAUUACUACAGCAUCAACUAUUAAAGAGCUUCCGACCAUUUUCUCGCGUUAUGGAGUUCCAAGGCAAUUGCGUGCGGAUAAUGGGCCCCAGUUUUCUUCUGAGGAGUUCGAGACAUUCUGUGAUGAAUAUAGUAUUCAUCUGGAAAGUACUAUUCCGUAUUGGCCACAGAUGAACGGGGAAGUCGAACGACAGAACCGUUCUAUUUUAAAACGGCUCCGUAUAGCACAGGAACUGGGACAGGACUGGCGGAAGGACUCUUCGAAUCACUCUACCACAGGCAAGGCACCUGCCGAGCUAAUGUUUGGCCGCCAAAUGCGCCAAAUGCAAGCUGCCAACCGUACCCAUUUUCACGUACGAUGA